AUGAGGCGAGAAAAGGCCGCUAGCAAGGCGGCAGAGGGUGAUAUCACCCCGCUGCCGACCAAACAGAUCGUGGUGCUGAUGCUCACCCGUCUGGCCGAGCCAAUCUCUUACACCGUCAUCUUUCCGUUCAUCAAUGAGAUGAUAUCAGAGAUGGGCGUCACAGAUAAUCCUGAACGGGUGGGCUUUUACUCGGGGAUGGUGGAAUCAGUGUUCGCUUUUGUACAAUUCUUUACUGUCUAUCACUGGGCCAAGCUCUCCGACCGGAUAGGGAGGAAACCAGUCAUCAUACUCGGCCUCUUCGGAGUCUGCAUCUCGAUAUCCCUAUUUGGUCUUGCGACCAGCUUCCCUAUGCUUCUGUUCUAUCGCUGUCUUUCCGGGGCACUGAACGGGAACGUCGCUGUCGUCAAGGCGGCAAUAGGUGACCUGACGGAUGAUACCAACUCCACCGAGGCGUUUGCGCUAUUUGGUCUGACGUGGACAGUAGGAGCUAUCAUAGGGAACGCGCUGGGAGGAACGUUGAGUCAUCCGUAUGAGCGAUUCCCUUCGUUAUUCGGGUACGAGAUAUUCCGGGUGCACCCCUACUUUCUACCAUGUAUCACCUCUGGGAUCAUCACGCUCAUCGGCGUCGUAUUCGCCCAAUUCGUCUACAUCGAAUCGACCCCCGGCCUCCAACUCUCGUCCUCCGCCGGCGUCAACCCUAUCCCCCUCCAGUCCCGCUCAUCACUUACCCUUCGCACCUCUACCUCCCCUACGGACACGGCAAAGCAACAUCGCUCUUUAUCCUCCAUCUCUGGGUUCAGCGAUACCGAUACCCUCGUCGGUUCCCCUCGGUCCCCAUUACGAAAAUCUGAUGAUCCGGAUGAUACACCGACUGGUGGAAACGACAAGUACGACCGAGAUGACGAGGAGGAAGGGGGCGAUGAAGUAACGCAGUCCUUACUGGGCAAGUACCCGCCUGUACCAUCCCCGACGGGCGCGCAGGCGGGGGAGGAUGUCGAGAUGGCGAGGACGAAAGUGGGAGGAUGGGGCUUUUGGGAAUUGAUGGCUUGGGCGCCGGUGAGGGUCAUGUGUGUGACGAUGUUCUUAAACUCCUUUGUGGGAAGCGCUUGGGGGGCGGUAUCUAUCUUGUUCUUCUUUGAUCCUAAUGGCGGUCUCAACAUGUCUACAUCCGCCAUCGGCUACUCCCUCGCUAUCAACGGUCUCUGGACGAUAGCGUGCCAGCUCCUGCUCUUGAACCGCCUGCGGCGCUGGCUCGGCGUCGGCACCGCCUACAAGAUGCUCACCUUUGGCUGGAUACCCGUCUACCUCCUCCUUCCACGUCUGCGACACCUGCUCGAGGCGCUCGAAACGCCCCUUCCGCCAGAUGGGACGGGCCGGGUCCUGUACUCCAACACCCGGACGUGGGGGACGAGUAUUGGCGUGAAUGCCGUACUGAGCUUUGUGACGGUCGUGGGGAUGAGCAACUCGUUGUUGAUGGUGCUCAUCAAUUAUUCGAGUCCGGACCGGUCGGCGCUGGGCGGUGUGAAUGGGAUAUCGACGGCUGUAGGCUGCAUGGCCAGAGUUGUGGGACCAUCGCUUGCUAGCGCACUGUUUGCCAUCUCAAUGGACGGCAAGGUGCUUGGAGGAAAUCUGUGGUGGAUCGCCAUGGUCAUCUUUGCCUCAAUUAACUUUGUGGCUUGUCUGUCUGUCGCCCAUGAGACGCCUACCACGCGGAGGCAGUCUAUGGAGCAGGCGGUGUAA
This is a messenger RNA of Dioszegia hungarica, 1740 nucleotides long. Its product is annotated as putative MFS transporter. The coding region runs from base 1 to 1740 and encodes 579 amino acids. The record is from RefSeq and is a predicted model, not a curated record. Lineage: Eukaryota; Fungi; Basidiomycota; Tremellomycetes; Tremellales; Bulleribasidiaceae. Gene Ontology annotation, biological process: transmembrane transport. The transcript has 12 exons. Gene Ontology annotation, molecular function: transmembrane transporter activity.